Molecule: messenger RNA, 3979 nt
Organism: Medicago truncatula (barrel medic)
Lineage: Eukaryota; Viridiplantae; Streptophyta; Magnoliopsida; Fabales; Fabaceae
Product: disease resistance protein RUN1
Exons: 5
Coding region: 92-3646 (1184 amino acids)
Biological process (GO): signal transduction; defense response
Molecular function (GO): ADP binding
Source: RefSeq, a predicted model, not a curated record
UUACCAAUAUCAUAAAUCAUGAUAUAAAAGUUCAAGAUAAUGUUAUUGUAGGAGUGUGUAUCUUCCACAACCAAAGCAUAAACAUUCAAAGAUGGCUAUGGCUUCUUCUUCUUCUUCUCCUCCUCUCAAAAAACACGAUGUUUUUAUCAGUUUUAGAGGGGAGGAUACUCGCACCAAUUUUACAAGCUUUCUUCAUGCGGCUUUGUGUAAAAACCACAUCGAAACCUACAUAGACUAUAGAAUCGAAAAAGGAGAAGAGGUUUGGGAAGAACUAGAAAGAGCAAUUAAAGCAUCUGCUUUAUUUUUGGUUGUGUUCUCAGAAAACUAUGCAUCUUCAACAUGGUGUUUGAAUGAACUCGUUGAAAUAAUGAAGUGCAAAAAAAAUGACGAAGACAACGUUGUUGUUAUUCCUGUGUUCUACCGUAUAGAACCUUCACAUGUCCGAAAGCAGACAGGGAGUUACCACACGGCGUUGGCGAAACAAAAGAAACAAGGCAAAGAUAAGAUUCAAAGGUGGAAGAAUGCUCUCUUUGAAGUAGCCAAUUUAUCUGGCUUUGAUUCAAGUACAUAUAGGACUGAAUCUGACUUGAUUGGAGACAUCAUCAAAGCAGUUCUCCAAAAAUUGAAUCAAAAGUAUACAAAUGAGCUUAGAUGUUUGUUCAUACCAGAUGAAGACUAUUCAAGCAUUGAAUCAUUUUUAAAAGAUGACUCAAGAGAAGUUAGAACUAUUGGAAUUUGGGGCAUGGGAGGCAUAGGAAAGACAACCCUUGCUGCUGCCAUAUUUCAGAAGGUAUCUUCCAGAUAUGAAGGUAGUUGCUUCUUAGAAAAUGUCACAGAAGAAUCAAAGAGACAUGGGCUCAGUUACACAUACAACAGACUUCUUUCUAAGCUACUAGGGGAAGAUCUUCAUAUUGAGACUCCUAAAGUAAUAUCAUCUAUGGUUAUGAAAAGACUCAAACGCAUGAAAGCUUUCAUUGUACUAGAUGAUGUUCGUAUUUUAGAACUUCUAAAUAAUUUGAUUGGAGCAGGGCAUGAUUGCCUUGGAGCUGGUAGCAGAGUCAUUGUGACAACCAGAGAUAAGUAUGUGUUGACGGGAGGAGGAAUUGACGAAAUUCAUGAAGUUGAGAAAAUGAAUUCUCAAAACUCCAUCAGGUUGUUUAGUUUGAAUGCUUUCAACAAAAUCCUUCCCAAUGAAGGAUAUGAGGAGAUAUCAAACAAUGUAGUUUCUUAUACAGAAGGCAACCCUUUGGCUUUGAAAGUUCUGGGUUCAUUUCUUCGUACAAAAAGUAAAAAAGAAUGGAAUAGUGCUUUAAACAAACUAAAGAAAAUUCCCAAUGCUGAAAUUCAAAAGGUGUUGAGGUUAAGCUAUGAUGAAUUAGAUGAUACAGAAAAAGAUAUAUUUCUAGACAUUGCAUGUUUUUUCAAAGGUUGUGGAAGAAGCAGCAGAGUAACGAAAAUAUUAAAUGUGUGUGAUUUCUUUGCAGAUAUUGGAAUAAGAAACCUUUUAAACAAGGCUCUUGUAACUAUUACUUCAACCAAUGACAUACAGAUGCAUGACUUGUUACAAGAAAUGGGUAGGCAAAUUGUUCGUGAAGAAUCUAUCAAAAACCCUGGACAACGCAGUAGAUUGUGGAAUGCUAGUGAAAUUUGUGAUGUGUUGACAAACAAUAAUGGGACUAGUGCAGUUGAAAGCAUAUGCUUAGAUAUGGAUCAAAUUACUCGCAUAAAUUUGAGCUCCAAAGCAUUCACAAAAAUGCCAAACCUAAGAUUACUUGCUUUCAAAUACCACAAUCGAGAUGUUAAGGGAAUUAAUUAUGUGCAUCUCCCAGAGGGCCUCGAUUUUUUGCCUAAUAACUUAAGAAGUUUUGAAUGGAGUGCAUAUCCAUUAAAUUAUCUACCAUCAAAUUUUUCUCCAUGGAAUCUUGUUGAACUUCACCUUCCAUAUAGCAACCUGGAAAAACUUUGGAACGGAACACAGAAUUUGCCGAGUUUAGAGAGAAUUGACCUUCGUUGGUCUGCACACUUAAUAGAGUGUCCAAAAUUUUCCAAUGCCCCAAAUCUUUAUGGUAUAGAUCUUGGAAAUUGUGAAAGCAUCUCUCAUGUUGACCCAUCUAUUUUCAAUCUCCCAAAGCUUGAAUGGUUAGAUGUGAGUGGAUGUAAGUCACUUGAGAGCCUCUACAGCAGCACUCGUUCACAAUCUCAGGCGAGCCUUUUAGCAGACCGUUGUUACAAUCUCCAAGAGUUCAUAUCAAUGCCCCAAAACAAUAAUGAUCCUUCCAUAACCACAACCUGGAUAUAUUUUUCUUCUCACAUCUCUGAGAGUCUUGUGGAUCUUCCAGAAAACUUUGCAUACAAUAUCGAAUUUUCUGGCUCAACGAUGAAUGAGCAAGACACUUUUACCACCUUGCAUAAAGUACUCCCAAGCCCUUGCUUCAGGUAUGUUAAAAGUUUAACUUUUUAUGAUUGUAACAAUAUAUCUGAAAUCCCAGACAGCAUCUCCUUGCUAUCAUUAUUGGAGUCUUUAUAUCUAAUUGGCUGUCCUAUCAUAAGCUUACCUGAAAGCAUUAAUUGUCUUCCAAGACUCAUGUUUCUUGAAGCUCGUUAUUGUAAAAUGCUUCAAUCUAUACCUUCUCUUCCACAAUCAAUUCAGUGGUUCUAUGUUUGGUACUGUAAAUCUCUUCAUAAUGUGUUGAAUUCAACAAAUCAACAAACCAAAAAACACCAAAAUAAGUCUACUUUUCUCCUCCCUAACUGCAUAGAAUUGGACCGACAUUCAUUUGUUUCCAUUUUGAAAGAUGCCAUUGCAAGGAUUGAACUUGGAGCAAAACCACUACUACCAGCAGAUGUAUUAGAAAACAAGGAAGAAGCAGCUUCAGAUAAUAAUGAUGAUGAUGGUUACAAUGAUUUACAUGAUGACUCUUAUAUUUGGGACACUUUAAUAAAAGGUAAGAUUUGCUACAUGUUACCAGCUGGAAAUUUUAAAAAUGGAGACUGGUUCCAUUACCAUUCUACACAAACUUUGGUGUCUAUUGAACUUCCUCCUAGUGAUCAUUUGGGUUUCAUUUUCUACUUGGUUUUUUCUCAAGUUUGCAUUGGAGAUGGUGCAAGUCUUGGAUGUGAUUGCUACUUAGAAACCACUUGCGGUGAAUGUAUUAGUAUAAAAAGUUUCUUUCUACGUGAAAGUGUUAUGUUUAAUCCUUUUUUUUCAAUUACCAUAAGGUCGGAUCAUUUGUUUUUAUGGUAUGAUAAACAAUGUUGCGAGCAAAUAAUGGAAGCAAUCAAAGAAAUAAAAGCCAAUGACAUGAGUGCCAUUCACAAUCCAAAACUUACAUUUAAAUUCUUCGCUGCUCGUACUGAAGAAAAUAUGGAAGCAGCGAUAAAAGAGUGUGGUUUUCGAUGGAUAUAUUCCUCAGAAGGUCAAGUUGUCGAGGAAGAAGAAGGAUGUGAAUCUGAGACAAGUAAGGAAACUCACACAGUGGAGGGUUCUAAAUCUGAUGAGCAAGAAGAAACAGUUCCACCAGCAAUGAAUUUUCAGCAAAGUGUCUAUGGAACUCUUCCCAAUCUGGAAACAGCAGAAACAGAAGACUUAAGGGGUGUACUUGAAGAACUCUUGCAUAUUGGAUUUGGCGGAGACCUCAUGUUAUAAAAUUCUGUUGCAGCUUAUGUAAAGACAUGCAGGCAAUAAUUGAACCGAUUGAACUAGUUGAAUCAUGACUUAGAUGUCUCAUCGAUUCAAUUUCUAGUCGGUUUUUCUUUUUCUAAUGUUAUAAGCAAUUGUUAGGCUUAUGUCAUCUCUAUAAGUUGGUUUCAGCUUAUGUUCUUCAGCUCUCAAUAAUAGCUUAUGAAAAGAAUGUAAAUGUGAGCUUUGGAUUGUAACUGGUGCUGUUCACGUCACUUAUGGCUUUCGUUUGUUCAAUUGUAUUCAUUAUCUGUUUCCAUUUUCGUGGAUCAUACCAAAAAACCAAAUUAUCUGACAUCA